AUGGCCUCCUCCUACAAAGGAAGACUCCUACAACUCCCGUUCAUGUAUGGCCCUGCGAAAACAGAUUUGGAAUUGAUGUUACAACAGAAAUCAUCCUCAAGUUCUCAAACCGGUCGUUCGGAGCGUCCAUCAGACGAAAAUAAUUUAGUCAGCACUAGCCUUUCUCGUCUCCAAACCACAUAUGCAUCCGGUUACUUGAACCGCAAACAAGAUUACAUAGAAAGUUGCAACAAGCCCGACACGAUUCUAUUUUAA
This is a messenger RNA of Opisthorchis viverrini, 255 nucleotides long. RefSeq lists its product as hypothetical. The transcript has a single exon. Bases 1 to 255 code for a protein of 84 amino acids. Lineage: Eukaryota; Metazoa; Platyhelminthes; Trematoda; Opisthorchiida; Opisthorchiidae. The record is from RefSeq and is a predicted model, not a curated record.